Molecule: messenger RNA, 369 nt
Organism: Knipowitschia caucasica
Lineage: Eukaryota; Metazoa; Chordata; Actinopteri; Gobiiformes; Gobiidae
Source: the annotation of a GenBank genome assembly
AUGGUCUUCAUCAGGAGGUCAGUGCUCCAUGGUCUUCAUCAGGAGGUCAGUGCUCCAUGGUCUUCAUCAGGAGGAGAUAAUGCAGCCGACCCACAGGACGUUCGCCUCUGUCCCCACGAUCUGUCUUCUAAAGACGAGCCUCCCACGCAGCCCGACCUGCGCACUUUCCCCUCUUCCAGUAAACCAGAGGACCAGAGGGGGACCAGGGGGAGGCCAGAGGGAGACCUGCGCACUUUCCCCUCUUCCAGUAAACCAGAGGACCAGAGGGGGACCAGGGGGAGGCCAGAGGGAGACCUGCGCACUUUCCCCUCUUCCAGUAAACCAGAGGACCAGAGGGGGACCUGCGCACUUUCCCCUCUUCCAGUAUAG